AUGGCUUACGUUGAGCGAGGUGUUGUCAAAUCAAAGCGAUCAAUAUGGCGGCUUCAAACAAUCACUGAUUUUUUCUGGGCUAUUGUUAAUUUCAUUGGCGUGUUUUUUACAACAAUGUUCUCGAUGGAAAAGUCAGAUGCCUAUAGAAAAGGUGCCGUUGGUAAAAAAUGGGAUGGUGGUGCUCCUGGAGGAGGCCCUGGUGGUGGUGGAGGCGGUGGAGGUGGUGGUCCACGUGGCCCUCCUCGUGGGGGUCUUGACAAUGUUCGUGGUCUAGAUAGUAUAAGGGGACGUGAUCAUAAUUCUCUUCCUGCCUGUGGUUCCUGCUGUGGCUAA
Messenger RNA from Sphenostylis stenocarpa, 333 nucleotides. The record is from the annotation of a GenBank genome assembly. Lineage: Eukaryota; Viridiplantae; Streptophyta; Magnoliopsida; Fabales; Fabaceae.